AGUCAGUCCUUCGGUUGAGCGAAAUGGGUGAAGUUGAGUGGCAGCCUGAACCGCAACUCGGUAAUGAUGAUGAUGAUGUUGAUGAGAAGGGGUCGGGCAAGCAGAUUAAGUCCAAAAAAAACGACAAGAAGAGGAACAAUAAGUGGCUGUCCGUCAGGCGCUGUGCCCGUAUACCGCUGAAGAUGGUUUUUGCCAUAGUCACUGUCUAUGUCUGCAUCCUCUCCUCGGAGCGGUACUUCUACUACUGGGUUCAAACCACCAUCGAACGCACCGACGUCCAUGUAUCGGAGAUCAAUUUUCCCGCAGUGACCAUCAUCCCCAUGUCUGUCACCAAUCUCAAUGCGUCAAAUGAGGCGCAGCGCCACACCAGAGUCUUCAAUAUGGCCCGGGCCGUUCUCUGGCAAACCCCAGAUGCAGUCCAACUCGAUAAACAUAGCUUCGAAGAGUUUCCCGAAUACGCAGAUGUAGAUCCCACAGCUUUGGACAUGGACACAGUGUAUGAUUCCUUCCAGGACGCUUGCAAGUAUUUCUUCGCGGAGUGCUCGUGGCGCCGCAAGCCCAUGAACUGCUGCAGCCUCUUUCGGUCAGUCUCCACCUUUAAAGGGUUUGCGUACGUCUUCAACUCAGUGCGAUGCGAAUUCCCGGACGAAACUUGGCCGUGGUCUGCGUCUGCCUCGGGAUCCCUCAGCGGCCUUAAUGUGAAGAUACAUCGUAAUCAAAAUUUCUUUAAUAUAAAUAUGCUGGGGGUGAUUGUGCAUGAACCCACUCAGCAGCUGGGCCACAGUAUUGCCUAUUCCACUGAGGAUCGUAUUGUCAUUCCCGUAGAGCCACUGCGCUUCACAGCCGAGGCAGACGUCAAGGCCCGGCCAGUCCAAAUGCGCCGCUGUCUGUUCGAGAGUGAGAUUGUACGUCUGGGCCAGUCGCGAUCCGAGUGUAUUUACAAGUGCCAUGUGCAGUACAUCUUGAAAAAAUGCAACUGCACCGUGAAUCUGCCCCGUCCGGUGACUACAAGGAUGGAAAAUAUCACAGAAUCAAGCUACUAUAAUGGAACAAAACUUUGUGGGGUGAAGCACUUGCCCUGCUUCAAUGACAACAGACUUUCGCUGUUCUCCAUGAGCAACAUCAUCGAGGAGUCCAGAGAUAACAUCUUUACCACCGUCGACUGCGGCUGCUUCCCGCAGUGCGAUCAUACACAGUACCACUCCUCCACCUAUACCGAACGAUUGAGCAGCGUGGAGAACAACAAUUCGGUAAUCGAGAUAGACGUAUACUUUCAGGAGGAGACCCUCUUCUCGUAUCGCUCCAUGCUGCGCUUCACCCUCAUCGAUCUGAUGGGUGAGUCUCACUCUCGCUUCGACGGGAUCUCAAGUCUUACCCGCUCUACUCCAUUCAUCCACAGUUUCCUAUGGUGGCAUAGCAGGUCUGAUUAUGGGAAUCUCGGUCUUGGGCUGGGUUAAUGCCAUCCUGGACCACUUCGCCUGUUGUCGGCUGCCCAGCGACGAAUAGCACUGCCCCUCCGCUCCCUUAUUCAAUCUGACACAGCCACAGCUGCUUUCUCACGUUUCUUUACCUGUAAUCGGAACAGCGAUUCAAUGUUCAGACGAACAUAAAUAAAUUCAGAAGAAAAAACGCAUUAGGGGAAUUGUUUAGAGUUUAACUACCUGACGAGGCAGUGGAAAACUACCUUGCCAGCUAGGGUAUCGGUUUGUAGAUUGUAUUAGUACAUAUGUAUAUACAUACGCUAUAUACCAGGUAUAUAUGAGUGAGUCAGUGCACAUGUUCUGGGGUUGCAUUUGAGCAAAAUUCAAUUAGUAUACAACAUAAAGAGAAAUUCUUUCACAAUGAUUUUAAGGAAAAAGGUAAGUAUGCAUACAUAUAUGUACGAGAAUAUGUCAAAGUUUAAAGGCGACAGACUAAGCCACACGAGCCCAUCUGUAGGUUAUCAGAUGUCAUAAAAGAAAUCUUUGUUGUCCACUUGAUCGCAUCACAAAAGAGAUCAUUGCUGGCAAAGUUCCUUCUGAAAGAGCAUGAAUAAAUCGAAUCGAGCAGCGUAAUCUCCCUCCCUCUGUCGAGCAUUUCCCGUCCGUUCCAUUCCAGUAUUCAGGUACGGUGCCAAGUCCAUGACGCGCCUGGGGGUAUAAAUAGCAGCUGGUCUGGCCUGAUCAGGCACAGUCUCCGCUUCAUCGCCCAAGCCGCCACCACACACAAUUUU
Drosophila pseudoobscura is the source of this 2212-nucleotide messenger RNA. It is a transcript of the gene ppk30, whose product is annotated as pickpocket 30. The record is from RefSeq and is a predicted model, not a curated record. Gene Ontology annotation, molecular function: ligand-gated sodium channel activity. NCBI's taxonomy places the organism in Eukaryota, Metazoa, Arthropoda, Insecta, Diptera, Drosophilidae. Bases 24 to 1457 code for a protein of 477 amino acids. Gene Ontology annotation, biological process: sodium ion transmembrane transport. Gene Ontology annotation, cellular component: plasma membrane. The transcript has 5 exons.